This is a messenger RNA of Lytechinus pictus (painted urchin), 2404 nucleotides long. Its product is annotated as NADH dehydrogenase [ubiquinone] 1 alpha subcomplex assembly factor 2-like. The transcript has 5 exons. Gene Ontology annotation, cellular component: mitochondrion; membrane. The record is from RefSeq and is a predicted model, not a curated record. Gene Ontology annotation, biological process: mitochondrial respiratory chain complex I assembly. NCBI's taxonomy places the organism in Eukaryota, Metazoa, Echinodermata, Echinoidea, Temnopleuroida, Toxopneustidae. Bases 44 to 538 code for a protein of 164 amino acids.
GCACUGUCUGCUAGCUCCAUAUCCAUCCCCUCCGAUCCGGCGCAUGCACAGGAAAAUGAGUUUUCUCCGUGGACUUUUCAGAUCUUCGAAACAAAUCCGUAGAGUGCUUGUCGGUACUGAUGAUUUGGGAAAUAAGUAUUAUGAACUACCUGGACACACAAAUAAACAAGGUCGUGUAAUCAAACCCAAGAGGAGCGUGGAAGCAGUUGUUAGUCAUCAUGAGUACGAAGCAGGAAUGGUACCCAUUGAAUGGGAAGCUUGGGUGAGAGGUAAAAGGGAGUUACCCCCGAGUGAAGAAGAGAUUGCAAGGAGAGAAGAACAGACUCGGAUUAUCAAACUCAGGGCAGCAGAUGUGGAAUUCAAGGAUAAACAGAGACAAGAAAAGGAGUAUGAAGAAGGGUUGGUUGCCAAGCCAGUACAAGUUACUGCUAAAGGUCAUGCAUCAGCACCUGUGUACGAGAAGAUUGAUUCUGGAUCGGAGGCAGUCAGUACCGGUAAGGAGUUUGAACCAGCGGCUUGGAAGCCAUCCAAAACUUGACCUAGAUUAUAUGAUCUGGCUUCUACCUUCGAACAGGGAAGGGUUUGCGUGAACACCUUCUUGACCAGGAUUUUAGCUGAAUUAGUACCUUUGAACACAUGGCGAGGAAUUGAUUAUGAACAUUCAAAAGGUUGAAAGAAUCAAAGUCUGAUUAAAAUACUCUCCAGCAUCAGCUCUCCUUGGGAAUUUUGACACCAUUCGCCCAGUAACAAACAACUGUUGUUCAUCAUCUAGAGAGCAGGCUGCAGAGUAAUUUUUCAUUAUCGAGCCUGGCUACUUUUCACAACCUACUGCCUAAAUCUGCAAUGUUGGAAAGCUUUGACAUUGCAGUGAAUGGGAAUUUUCUGCAUGUCUACUUUCUAUUUUCCAGGGCUCUUUUGAGCAAAUCAGGAGCGAAAAUCACCCCAAGCCCCCAUGUAAUGUUUUCCCUGCUAGAGGGAAUUCAGUUUUAGGACUUUUUUAUGCCUGGGGCCCGUUCAUAAAGAGUUGCAACUGUUGUAACUUUGCCAUUAUGGCAACUCCCAUUGAAACCUUGAUUCUGAUUGGCUACUGAGCCCUGUUACCAUGGGAGUUGCCAUAAUGGCAAAGUUACAACAGUUGUAAGUCCUUUAUGAAACGGGCCCCUGGUUAUGCUCUAUAUUGACUCCACCUAUCACCUAAUAUGGUGAAAUUGUUAAAUUCCCACUUUGUCUUGCCCAGCAAUACCAAGAUCAUGCCCAGGACUGUUUGUGAUGUGAGAUGCUAUUUGGCUGAACCCCAAAGAUACAGCGAUAUCACAUAUAUUUCCAGAGCUUCCCCCAAAGUCUGGAGUCGGCUAAUUAUCAUCCACUCCACAUGAAAGUGCUAAUUGCCCUUUGAAGAAAACAAUAUUACAGGAUUCUAUCAUACUGUUGAUUCCACCCUCCUACUAAAUAAUAGUGACUUCCCUACUGGAACAGAUGACAAGGAUUUUAUUGUUAACUUUGGAGAGCUGUCUAGGAUCGAGUCAAACUUGGAUUUGAGUAAAUGUAAAUCAGUCAAGAUUCCCUAUUUCUUUGAGUAGACUGCAAAGAUUUUAUCAUGAUUAACUAAGGAAAAUGUGUAAUAAGAAUUUAAACUACUCUGGAUUUAACUUAUUUAGAUGUUAUUAUGGUCUAAAAAUAAAAAUAUAAGUUUUUGAGAGGAUGCUCAUCAGAUUUCAAUAAUUAUACAAUUUGUUAGUGUGUGUGUACUGUGCAAACUGCAGGUUAUCGAGCAAUGUAGAGAGAGGGGGACAGAUAGAGGAGAGAAACGGAGAAGGGGGGGGGUGCUGGGAGCAGUGGGGGUUAGUGUAUUUGAACUGAUAUUUAUGCAACUUUGCUAAUUUCUGUUUGGUCUAAUUCUAAAAAUUCUAUGGUAAUCUUAGUUAAUCCAAAACCAAUUCGUCUUCAAUUGCCAUUGAGCUCAUUCACCAAUUUUGUCUAUAUGACAAGAUGAACAGUUUAUGAACCAAAUGUUAAUUUGACAAAGCUCCAAGUAAUUAACAUUAACAAGAGUAUUUGAACAAGUACUUGACCAAAUUGAUAAUAGACCAAGUGGGUCAUGAAUAUGUUAACACGAUCUGAUAAUUACUUAGACCAUCUGGAAGUAGACCAAGUGGAUACAGAAAUGAGACUAGCGGGAAGUCCACCCCAAUGAAAAGUUGAUUUAAAUAAUGCCAAAAGUUCCUGAAAAAUCAUAUAUAAAAUGAGAAAGUUACAUGUAUAAUUUAAAGUUUUGUUCAAUUUCACUAAACAGUUUACAUGUAUAUGUAUCGGUAGGCAGAUGACUGAACCGACAAUGUCACCGAUUCAUUAUUUCUUUUGUAUGUUGUACGAAAUAUUAAAAUUGUCUUUUCAUCAUGUGAAA